Messenger RNA from Lycium barbarum (goji berry), 2412 nucleotides. RefSeq names its product O-fucosyltransferase 6-like. The record is from RefSeq and is a predicted model, not a curated record. Bases 193 to 1878 code for a protein of 561 amino acids. The transcript has 10 exons. NCBI's taxonomy places the organism in Eukaryota, Viridiplantae, Streptophyta, Magnoliopsida, Solanales, Solanaceae.
AGGCGGCAGUUAUUUUACUAUUAAUACUAAUUAAUUAGGAGGUACUUAUUAAACAAACAGAUAAAUACGUACUAGUAUUAGACUAUUAGUUGUUGUGUAGCUGCAUAUAUAUAAGAGACAUAACAGGGAAUACGUUACCGGGAAAUACAAUGUUGUUACUGUUCCAUUGAUUCUUUCUUAGUUGUAACGAACAUGAAGAACAGAAAACAACGCCAUGAAACGACUGUGUUUAUCAGAUUUCCGAUCAUUCUCUUAUUCAGGCCACGUCGACGCAUUUUCCAUAUUCUUCCUUUCUUAUCAGCUAUAUCCGGUGUUCUUCUCCUUCUAUUUGUGUUUCUAUGUUACUUUUCUCCUCCGAUUACUAGCCGCCAUGGUCACCUCAUCAGUCACAGCUCGUUCAAUAAUGGAACGGAGCUCCGAAAGAACCUGCUAGAAGAACAUGUGGUGUUUCAGGUACCGAUGGGAGGAAGGAGCUUAAGCCGAGACCUGUGGAGUUCGAAGAAAUCGAAUUUCUACCAUGGUUGCAGUAUUGCCACUAACGAAUUCCCAACUGCGGAGGUUAAUACACUUUCUAAUCGGUACUUAUUGAUUGCAACUAGUGGAGGCUUGAAUCAACAGAGAACAGGGAUUAUUGAUGCUGUUGUUGCAGCUCAUAUCUUGAAAGCCAUCCUUGUAAUUCCAAAGCUGGACCAACAAUCCUAUUGGAAAGAUUCAAGCAACUUCUCCGAAAUUUUUGAUGUCAACUGGUUUAUGUCAUACCUCUCAAAGGAUGUCAAAAUUAUUAAGGAUCUCCCUAGAAUGGGAAAUAAACUCAUAACUCCACACACAACACGUGUUCCAAGGAAGUGCAAUGCUGAGUGUUAUCAGACUCGUAUCCAGCCCAUUUUAAAUAAAAAGCAUGCUGUUCAGUUAACAAAAUUUGAUUACAGACUCUCCAAUCGUUUGGAUACAGAGCUACAGAAGUUGAGAUGUAGAGUCAACUAUCACGCGUUGAAGUUUACUGAUCCCAUAAUUGAAAUGGGAAAAAAAUUGGUUGAAAGGAUAAGAAAGAAAACCAAGCACUUCCUUGCACUGCAUCUAAGGUUUGAAUCAGAUAUGCUAGCAUUCUCUGGAUGCUAUUAUGGUGGAGGAGAAAAGGAAAGACAAGAACUGGGUAAAAUACGAAAGAGGUGGAAGACGUUACAUACAAGAAAUCCAGAUAAAGAAAGAAAGAACGGAAAAUGCCCACUAACUCCUGAGGAAGUCGGCCUUAUGCUUAGAGCACUUGGUUUUGGUAAUGAUGUUCAUAUUUAUAUCGCAUCAGGGGAUAUCUAUGGAGGUGAGGAAACAUUGGCUCCUCUCAAGGCUUUCUUUCCAAAUUUUUAUACCAAAGAGACACUUGCCAGCAAGGAGGAGCUGGCACCAUUUUCUUCCUUUUCUUCCAGGAUGGCUGCUUUAGAUUUCAUUGUUUGCGAUGAAAGUGAUGUUUUUGUAUCAAAUAACAAUGGCAAUAUGGCACGAAUGCUUGCCGGAAAAAGGAGAUAUUUUGGUCACAAGCCAACUAUCCGUCCAAAUGCUAAGAAGCUUUAUAAGUUGUUUAUGGAUCGAAAUAAUAUGACAUGGGAAGAGUUUGCCUCACGUGUUCAAAAACAUCAAAUAGGUUUCAUGGGAGACCCGAUGGAGGUAAAGCCAGGCAGGGGCGAGUUUCAUGAAAAUCCAUCAGCAUGCAUUUGUAAAGAUUCCAAUGACAAGGCUAGAGAAGAUGUAACUAUUCCUGGAAAUUCUACCAUGAAUUUUGAAAAGGAUACUGAUUCUGCUGAUGGUCACAUUAGUGAAGAUGAGCAAGAUUUGUUUGAUACAGAUUAUUUGGAGAAUGAAAUUGGAAUUCAGAGGAAAUGAUUUCCUAAAAACAUGGAGGCAGAUUCUGUCCAACAUUUCUUUAAGACAGAGCAACCAGAAUUGGAAGAGAUGUUUCCAGAUUAAAGAGUAGUUGCACAUUGUAUUGAGAAGAAAAAUUGGGGAACAACCGAAUUCUAACUUGCUGGAAACUUUGAGCAAUUUGCCCAUUUUGACUGCUGGCUUAGAAUUGAUUCAUACCAACAUAGCCUAGGGUAGAAUGUUUGUACAUAUGGCUAGGUGCAGAUUGAUAACUUGUUUCUCCAUUUAUGCUGGUGAAGUGCAGUAUUGAGAGCUAGUUUGAAGAGGAUGCUUUGCAUUUGAAUACACUGUACAGCACCACAUGUUGGACAAGGAUUAAUUUUAUAAGGAUUUAUACUUGGAAUAUUGAAGGAAACCUUGAUUAUAAUUUGGAAGUACUGAAGAGAAUGGAUAUUUGGAUAUGGAAAGAAAUCCGUUGAGGUUCGUUCUGUUGGCAUUUCUCUAAUAUAUACUUCUACUUUUCAAAAGAAACGGAGCGAAUAAGUUGAGAGUGUA